Molecule: messenger RNA, 4442 nt
Organism: Ceratotherium simum simum (southern white rhinoceros)
Lineage: Eukaryota; Metazoa; Chordata; Mammalia; Perissodactyla; Rhinocerotidae
Source: RefSeq, a predicted model, not a curated record
GGUGACAAGCAAGAUGUCGGCUGUCGGUGGCUGUGAGCGGUUGGUGAGAGGAACAUCUCCGUGAUAGGAGCUCCGCGAAGGCGGCUGAGAGAAGCCCAGUCGGGGAGCGAGUUUGAGGCGACGGCGGCGGACCGGGCGGGGCCGGGCUUGGGCGCCGAGGGAGCCCCGGCCGCGGGGCGUGACUGUUGGGAGCCUGGGGGAGCGGGGAGUGUGAGGUGUCGGACGCCGGUGAUGCCCCGCAGCCCCCGGGGAAGCCGGGAAGCCGAAUUCCGCGGGAUCGCUUCAUGCCGCCCACUGGUUUAGAGCCCGCCAGAAUGAACAGGAAGAAAGGAGACAAGGGCUUUGAAAGCCCCAGGCCGUAUAAAUUAACCCAUCAGGUCGUCUGCAUCAACAACAUAAACUUCCAGAGAAAAUCUGUUGUGGGAUUUGUGGAACUGACUAUAUUUCCCACAGUUGCGAACUUGAAUAGAAUCAAGUUGAACAGCAAACAGUGUAGAAUAUACCGAGUAAGGAUCAAUGAUUUAGAAGCUGCUUUUAUUUAUAAUGAUCCAACCUUGGAAGUUUGUCACAAUGAAUCAAAACAGAGAAAUCUCAAUUAUUUUUCCAAUGCUUAUGCAGCUGCGGUUAGUGCUGUGGAUCCUGAUGCGGGAAAUGGAGAACUUUGCAUUAAGGUUCCAUCAGAAUUAUGGAAACACGUUGAUGAAUUAAAGGUCCUAAAGAUACACAUCAAUUUUUCUUUGGAUCAGCCAAAAGGAGGUCUUCAUUUUGUGGUACCCAGUGUAGAGGGAAGUAUGGCAGAGAGAGGUGCUCAUGUUUUCUCUUGUGGGUAUCAAAAUUCCACAAGAUUUUGGUUCCCAUGUGUUGAUUCAUACUCAGAAUUAUGUACAUGGAAAUUAGAAUUUACAGUAGAUGCUGCAAUGGUGGCUGUUUCCAAUGGAGAUUUGGUGGAGACAGUGUAUACCCAUGAUAUGAGGAAGAAGACCUUCCAUUACAUGCUUACCAUUCCGACAGCUGCAUCAAACAUCUCUUUGGCUAUUGGACCUUUUGAAAUACUUGUAGAUCCAUAUAUGCAUGAGGUUACUCAUUUUUGUUUGCCUCAGCUUCUUCCAUUGCUUAAACAUACCACAUCAUAUCUUCAUGAAGUUUUUGAAUUUUAUGAAGAAAUUCUUACGUGUCGAUACCCAUACUCCUGUUUUAAGACUGUAUUCAUUGAUGAGGCUUAUGUUGAAGUGGCUGCUUAUGCUUCCAUGAGCAUUUUUAGCACAAAUCUGUUACACAGUGCCAUGAUUAUAGAUGAGACGCCUUUGACCAGAAGAUGUUUAGCCCAGUCCUUGGCCCAGCAGUUUUUCGGAUGUUUCAUAUCCAGAAUGUCUUGGUCUGAUGAAUGGGUACUGAAGGGAAUUUCAGGCUAUAUUUAUGGACUUUGGAUGAAAAAAACUUUUGGUGUUAAUGAAUACCGCCAUUGGAUUAAAGAGGAACUGGACAAAAUAGUGGCAUAUGAACUAAAAACUGGUGGAGUUUUACUACAUCCCAUAUUUGGUGGAGGAAAAGAGAAGGAUAACCCGGCAUCCCAUCUACACUUUUCAAUAAAGCAUCCACACACACUCUCCUGGGAAUACUACACUAUGUUUCAGUGUAAAGCUCAUCUUGUGAUGAGAUUGAUUGAAAAUAGAAUCAGUAUGGAAUUUAUGCUACAAGUUUUCAAUAAACUGCUAAGCUUGGCUAGUACUGCUUCAUCUCAGAAGUUCCAGUCACAUAUGUGGAGUCAGAUGUUGGUUUCCACAUCUGGGUUUUUGAAAUCCAUCUCAAAUGUCUCUGGCAAAGACAUCCAGCCUUUAAUAAAGCAGUGGGUAGACCAGAGUGGAGUGGUAAAAUUUUAUGGAAGUUUUGCAUUUAAUAGGAAACGAAAUGUCUUGGAAUUGGAAAUAAAACAAGAUUAUACAUCUCCCGGAACUCAGAAAUAUGUGGGACCACUUAAAGUGACAGUGCAGGAGUUAGAUGGAUCCUUUAAUCAUACGUUGCAAAUCGAAGAAAACAGCCUUAAACAUGAUAUACCCUGCCAUUCCAAAAGCAGAAGGAAUAAAAAGAAAAAAAUUCCACUGAUGAAUGGAGAAGAAGUUGACAUGGAUCUUUCUGCAAUGGACGCUGAUUCCCCUUUGCUGUGGAUAAGGAUAGACCCAGAUAUGGCAGUAUUGAGGAAAGUAGAAUUUGAGCAAGCUGAUUUUAUGUGGCAGUAUCAGCUCCGCUAUGAGAGGGAUGUUGUUGCACAGCAGGAAUCCAUUUUGGCCUUGGAAAAGUUCCCUACUCCAGCGUCUCGGCUUGCACUCACUGACAUAUUAGAACAAGAGCAGUGUUUCUACCGAGUAAGAAUGUCAGCUUGCUUCUGCCUUGCAAAGAUUGCAAAUUCAAUGGUGAGCACGUGGACAGGACCGCCAGCCAUGAAGUCACUCUUUACUAGAAUGUUUUGUUGUAAAACUUGUCCAAACAUUGUGAAAACAAACAACUUUAUGAGCUUUCAAAGUUAUUUUCUUCAGAAGACUAUGCCAGUUGCAAUGGCUUUGUUGAGAGAUGUUCACAACCUUUGUCCCAAAGAAGUUUUAACGUUUAUUUUAGACCUAAUCAAGUACAAUGACAACAGAAAAAAUAAGUUUUCAGAUAACUAUUAUCGUGCAGAAAUGAUUGAUGCCCUUGCCAACUCUGUUACGCCUGCAGUCAGUGUGAAUAAUGAAGUCCGAACUUUGGAUAAUUUAAAUCCGGACGUGCGACUCAUUCUUGAAGAAAUCACCAGGUUUUUGAAUAUGGAAAAACUUCUUCCGAGUUAUAGACACACUAUCACUGUCAGUUGUUUGAGAGCCAUACGAGUGCUUCAGAAGAAUGGACAUGUGCCAAGUGAUCCAGCUCUUUUUAAAUCUUAUGCAGAAUAUGGCCACUUCGUGGACAUUAGGAUAGCAGCUUUAGAAGCAGUUGUUGAUUAUACUAAAGUGGACAGGAGUUAUGAAGAACUGCAGUGGCUACUUAAUAUGAUUCAGAAUGACCCUGUACCCUAUGUGAGGCAUAAGAUUCUAAACAUGUUGACAAAGAACCCGCCAUUUACUAAGAACAUGGAGUCUCCCUUAUGCAAUGAAGCCUUGGUAGAUCAACUUUGGAAACUUAUGAAUUCUGGUACCUCACAUGACUGGAGGUUACGGUGUGGUGCUGUGGACUUGUACUUCACACUUUUUGGCCUCAGUAGACCUUCCUGCUUACCCUUGCCAGAGCUUGGGUUGGUUCUCAAUCUGAAAGAGAAAAAAGCUGUCUUAAAUCCAACCAUAAUUCCAGAGGCCAUAGCAGGCAACCAAGAAGCUGCGACUAAUCCAAGUAGUCACGCUCAGCUUGUUGGAUUUCAGAACCCUGUAAGAAUCACAUGUAUUACAGAACAGGAAGAUGAUCACCUUGCCAAGGAAGCAUCAUGUAAUAUAUCAGCUCAUCAGCAGGGAGUGAAGAGGAAGGCUGAUACACCACUGGGGUCCCCACUAGAACCUGGUCAAAUACUGGAGAAGAAUGAGGAUAGCAGUAAAGUGAAACUCAAAAUCAGAUUUUCAAAUUCUCAAGAUGAGGAGGAGAUUGAUAUGGAUACUGUUCACGAUAGCCAGGCAUUCAUUUCCCAUCAUUUGAACAUGCUUGAAAGGCCUUCCACUCCAGGGCUCUCUAAAUAUCGGCCAGCUAACUCCCGAUCUGCUUUAAUACCCCAGCACUCAUCAGGCUGUGAUGGCACACCUGCCACAAAACCCCAGUGGAGUAUGGAACUUGCACGGAAAGGAACAGGUCCAAGGCUUGUGAGUUUGGGACUCCUGCUUCCUUUAUUCAUGAGCUGAGAUGAAGUCUGAGAUGGCUCCCAUAGAGCCAGCAAGCCAGAUGAUAAUUGAGAACUGGAAUGUGUUGCAGACUCAUCUGGGAGGGAUGGAAAAGUAGUGGGGGUUUAGGUAAAAUAAAGAAGGGAUGGAAACUGUUAAGUAGAGGACAGGUCAUGGUUUACUUUUUAACCUUUUUGCCCCCAAUUUUUUUUUCCUUGCAUAUGAUAAUGAGAAUAUUUUAGGGUAGGGAUGAUAUAUGUAUGGUAGUUAAGCCAUUUGGGGUAAGGAAGAAGUGGCAGGGGUAUUUUCCUUCAUUACUUUACUAUUUCUUUUCCCUCUCCUGAGGUAAGGGAAGGAAUAUGGAGAAAGGGCUGUAUGGUUCCCGUGGUGAUGGAUUGAGCACACCACGUCCUCUCCUCUCCCACUGCUGCAGCUCCCUCUCCACCGCUGCAAAGGCUGAGGUAGCUGGUCUGUCUCCCAUAUUGCUGCAGGGUUUUCAGUGAUAAGUGGAGAGGACGAGUGACAGAAACAGGAGCAGAGGGAAAUCCCUAGUGGUUUCUGUGGGGAAGAAAAGAAGGAGAGUUCCUGCAGUUGCCUGCUAGGGCUGCC